UUUGUUAAAUUAAAGACCAUUAAAUUAAUGUAAUUUUUUUGCUCUCUCGUGUAAAUCAUUUUUGCAUUACCAGAAAGAUAUUUAAAAAUAACUGUUAUGCUUUUUUGUUGAUUUUUUUAAUAAAAAAAUAAAAAAAGUAUACAUUUUCCAGGACUGCAUGUACUAUCAUUUUCUUGAAUUCAUGAAAGAACAGAACAGUCAAAACUAAUGAAGUUGCACAAUUCUAAAAAUAAUUUAAACCAAUUAACCCAUCGUUGAUACUUCUGCUUUUUCUACUAUUGUUGAAUUUAUCCAUACUUAAAGUAAGAGGAAAUGAACUGGUUUUUGCAAAUGGAGAAAUAUUUAAGCUCAUAGCAUAAUAAUGUUAUAGUGUUGUAUAAUUUUAAAAUAAAAGGACAUUCUUUUGGCAAAAAAAGCAAAAAAAUUAGAUAUCAUUAGGUGACUCUAAAAAAAUAUUUUUUCCAAAUUAAUUUUAUUUAGUGAAAUGUACUGUCUUUUAGAGAACAAACAUGUUUGUUACACAAAAUAGUUUCAUCUGCAAUAAUAACAGCUUCUGAUAAUCAGUAUAAAAUACCUCUCCGGAGGAAAAAAAAAAGAUGGAGGCGGGCGAGAAAUGAACCUCCUCCUUUCAGUGGACUGCACAAACUUCCUCAUUUCUGCAGCAUUUAGAUGAUCCUAAAGCUGCGGACAUUUCCAGAUGAACAUUUUUUCCUUUUACAGAAAUGUUCUAAACAGUUUAAAAAGAAGAAUAGAUGAUCAUUUGUUAGUAGGAGGAAGUUCUCAUAUUGCAAAUUGCUCUGUGCACUUCAACUUCAGACUGAUUCAAACCAACAUGGACAGACUUAAGGUUUUGCUCUUUCUGUGUUGCUUACUUCCAUCUGAGGCAGAUGACUCCAAGGAUCAGCAUGAAUACUUCAUGUUCUCUGACUUCUGGUGUUAUAUACCAUCCAGAAACCCAGAGGAGGUGCAGUAUCUGAUCGACUGGUAUUUCAACAUGGAGUUUACCAUGCAGUACAACAGCUCUGCUGGGGGGUGGACGGGCUUCACUCCAGCUGGAUUCAUCACAGCAGCUGCAUUCAAUGCAGACAAACACGACGCUUUCCAGAGAGUGUUGGAGAGAAAACUUGUGUGUCAAAGAAGUGUUGGCAUGGCUUACAAUGGAACAGAGGGGGCAACAGUUGAACCCAGUGUAAGUCUCCAGGUAUUUGAGGACGAUAACUCCAUGCUCGAGUGCAGCGCUCUGGAUUUCUACCCCAAAGACAUCAUGCUGACGUGGUUCUCCAACGGACAGGAAGUGACUGAAGGUGUGACUUUUAGUGAAGUGUUGCCAAACGGAGAUUGGACCUAUCAGGCUCACACAUACCUGACGUUAACACCUGGACACCAGGACCACAUCAGCUGCAUGGUGGAGCACGCCAGCCUCAAAGAGCCCAAGAUUUACAACUGGGACCCGUCAAUGAACCAAGCCGAUCGCAAUUAUAUCAUCGGUGGAGUCUGUGCUUUGCUACUAGAAGCAGUGUUUUUGUGUCUGGGAGUGAUCUACUACAAACGGAAAUAUAAUUCCUUUACUGUUUAAAGGUAAAUAUAUUUAUAAUAUUUAAAAUUAAAACUGUAAUAGAAUCCAUAUAAACUACCUCAGUGUCUGACACCCUCCAAACGGAAGAAAAAGUUCAAAAACAAAACAUUGUUUUCACUUGAAGGACUUAAAAAAAUAAUCAAGUCAAGAAAUCUAAAAAUUCCUUUAUAAAAAGAAUGUUUUUAUAAACAAAUCUCCCAAGGAGAUCUGUCUCACGCUCCAGGCAACCAUCCUCACCCUGCAGGGAGUCUAGCAGAGAGUGAGACGGGGGCUGCCCACCCACACCCAGGAGUAGAACGCCCAUGAGAAGUGGGGUAAAAAUGGGCCAACCAGGCUCCCCCAGUGCUGGAAUUCUGAAGAGGACAAGGACUAGAUCCAGCACCACAGGGACACAGAUCCGCGGCUCAUGAUCUUGUCAGAGAACUCGGGGAUCCGGGGCUCCCAGGCCCAGGAAGCCAGCACCCAGGGGACAAGGCCACCGCCGCUGAGGGCCCUGGUUCCCCCCACCAUGGAUGGGGAAGGGGGCAGAAGAUCAGUGGCCCCUCCUUCUUUGUAUAAUGUGUGUGUUGAAGUGUAUGCUGUAGUAGGGUGAGGGAUUUGUUUAAUAAAAUCAUAACUUUUUUUCUUUUC
Molecule: messenger RNA, 2206 nt
Organism: Oryzias melastigma (Indian medaka)
Lineage: Eukaryota; Metazoa; Chordata; Actinopteri; Beloniformes; Adrianichthyidae
Product: rano class II histocompatibility antigen, A beta chain
Exons: 4
Coding region: 698-1576 (292 amino acids)
Biological process (GO): antigen processing and presentation of exogenous peptide antigen via MHC class II; immune response; peptide antigen assembly with MHC class II protein complex
Cellular component (GO): MHC class II protein complex; membrane
Molecular function (GO): MHC class II protein complex binding
Source: RefSeq, a predicted model, not a curated record